AUGAGGGUUACUUUCAGAGAUCUCAAGCAGCAAAAGUUUGUCCUCGACGUUGAGGCUACGGAUUUGAUCUCCACCGUCAAGAACAAGAUUUCUGGAGAGAAAGGAUGGGAUCCCAAGCACCAAAAACUCAUCUACUCUGGAAAAAUUCUAAAGGAUGACGAGACCGUAGCUUCGUACAACAUUGAGGAGAAGGGAUUUGUUGUUUGUAUGGUGAACAAGCCGAAGGAAAAACCUGCCCCUGCCGCCGAACCAUCAUCUGCCGCUCCUCCAACCACGCCCGCCCAACCCGCGGCCAGUACGCCUGCUGCUCCUGCUGCUCCUGCUGCUCCUGCUGCCCCGGCCCAGUCGACUGCCGCCCAGUCAACCGUUCCUGCAACUCCAACCCCCCAACGCUCUGCCGAAGCUGGCGCUGGCGGUCAGAAUAUUUCGGGAUUGGCAAUGGGAGCUGAGCGUGCCGAAGCUAUUACCAAUAUGGAAGCUAUGGGUUUCGAGAGGAGCCAAAUCGAGGCAGCUAUGCGCGCAGCCUUUAAUAACCCCGAUCGAGCUGUUGAAUACCUCUUGAACGGCAUCCCCGAGAACCUUCAACAAGAGCAACAGGCACGUCAAGCUGCAGCAGCUUCCGCUCCCGCUCACGCUCCAGCUCCCGCGCAAACAACACCGUCUACGCAGGCAGGUGACGACGACGGUGGCAUCAACCUGUUUGACCUUGCUGCUCAGCAAGGCGGCGGCCGUGGAGCAAGUGGUAGCGGGAACGUUGCGGCUGCUGCUUCCGCUGCUGCCGCCAGCCAGGGGGGAGACUUGGGCAAUCUCGACUUUCUCAGACACAACACCCAGUUUCAGCAGCUCCGUCAAAUGGUCCAGCAGCAGCCGCAGAUGCUGGAGCCUAUUCUGCAGCAGCUGGGCGCAGGGAAUCCACAGCUGGCGCAGCUGAUCGCAUCCAACCCUGACCAGUUCCUUCAGCUCCUCGGCGAGAGCGCUGAUGACGACGUUCCCUUGCCUCCUGGCGCCCAAGCCAUCUCCGUCACGGAGGAGGAGCGUGACGCGAUCGAAAGACUAUGCCGACUUGGCUUCGACCGUGAUCAAGCCAUCCAGGCCUAUUUCGCUUGCGACAAGAACGAAGAGCUAGCCGCCAACUUUUUGUUCGACCAACCUGAUGACGAAGAACCAUCUACGAAUUAA
Ustilaginoidea virens is the source of this 1179-nucleotide messenger RNA. RefSeq lists its product as uncharacterized. Lineage: Eukaryota; Fungi; Ascomycota; Sordariomycetes; Hypocreales; Clavicipitaceae. Gene Ontology annotation, biological process: nucleotide-excision repair; proteasome-mediated ubiquitin-dependent protein catabolic process. The transcript has 7 exons. Gene Ontology annotation, molecular function: polyubiquitin modification-dependent protein binding; damaged DNA binding; ubiquitin binding. The record is from RefSeq and is a predicted model, not a curated record. Bases 1 to 1179 code for a protein of 392 amino acids. Gene Ontology annotation, cellular component: nucleoplasm; cytosol.